AUGAAAUUCCGCUUGCCUCCAGGCACGUUCCCCGAGCUAGAUCUGGCCAAGGAAGACAUGGAUAACAUGGAAAAUGUGGCCGCUAUGAUUGUCGACUCGGCAAUCGAAGACUUUGAGCAGCUCCGACUGGACAACAACGGGUUCGCGCACACGCGGUGGAAGCCCAUCAAGCGCAAGGCCGGCGUUGUCCUAUACGAGGACCGGUCAAUGUGUGAGAGUAUCAAGAGAGAAUCAUCGCUGUCAGAGAUGCCACAGCCGUGCGGGAUCCAUCCACUCAUGGCCCACGGAACCACUAGAGGUGAGCUGAACGAGCUCAUGUUCGGACUACUAAACUCAACUCGAGAGGAGAUGUUGGCCAAGUCGGCGUGCACAGGAGACUACUUGACAGAUUGUGCCGAGCUGGCGUCGAUCAUUUCACCGACACCGAGCAACCCGUUGAGAUCGUUGCAAGUCAAGUGGUCACUCAUAGGCAGAGGACCAAUGUUUGUCAGCGUUGUGAUUCGACCACGGGACUUCGUGUAUCUUGAGUCGACGGGGAUCGCACUCGACAGCCAAGGACAGCACAUUGGAUACAAUCUACGUCAUUCCGUUGAAGUUCCGGGUGUGCGUGAGCUCCACGAUCAUCAAAUCGUGCGCGCGAACAUUUCGUUCUGCAGACUAUUUCGUCAGAAACGUGAAGGCCUCAUCGAAAUUUUCAUGACCGGCUGCGUCGAUGCGAUGGGCUAUCAAUACCCGAUUUACACGAGCGUUGUCAUGAUGCAGAUAGCUGACGCGCUGCUCUCUUUUCAGCGACUUCUAGUCAAUGCAAGGAUGAAGAAGCUGGCCUGGAUGUUGAACAACAUGAGACAAACCAGUGAUUCCGCUAAAAAGCCCACGAAUGCGUGCAGUUCGUGUGGUGGUAACCUGGGCAGUGCGAUCUUAUACGGACGCAGGGAGUGCAAGAUCUGCAGCAAUGUCGUGUGUCCGCAUUGCCGCGUGCCGUUGAAGGUCGCCUGGAAACCUCGCGACGACCCAAACAUGUUCACAGAUGAGAAGAAAACGGCAGUCUUGACGAGGUUUGAGAAGGCCUUAGUGUGUCGCCCCUGUCUCCGGAACGCGGAGCGGACAGACGCUCUGGACGUGGCCAUCGACGAGAUCCGACGCACGUCGCCUCUGCUGGCAGCCGAGUCCGGUCUGGCCGUCACUUCUGCUUCGUCGCUCUUCUCGCUUUAUAACUCGGACCAGUUCGACAACGACUUCUUCUUCCACUCGUAUUAA
This is a messenger RNA of Phytophthora infestans T30-4, 1257 nucleotides long. RefSeq lists its product as uncharacterized. The transcript has a single exon. Bases 1 to 1257 code for a protein of 418 amino acids. NCBI's taxonomy places the organism in Eukaryota, Oomycota, Peronosporomycetes, Peronosporales, Peronosporaceae. The record is from RefSeq and is a predicted model, not a curated record.